AUGGAAUCGUGUUAUGGAACUAGAUCCUUCCCUCAGUUGAUCGAUCUCCCUGGUGCGUGGCAUGGGAACCAGUUCUCCGACGAGUCAGAGUACGUAUACAAUCUUAGCUCCCAGGAAGUUGCCCUUGGCCUAGAUGGGGACUUGAUCUGCCGGCAGAACUUUCCACUUCCGACAGUUGGGAAAAGCCUUGAUCGUAUACGGCUAGAUGUUCAUGAGGGGAAGGGUUUCGGUUUGGUCCGAGGAAUAAAUCCCUUGGACUACCCCGCUGAGGACUUGACGAUGAUGUACCUCGGUGUUCAAUCGUACAUCGCCAACCUUCGAGGUCGACAGGAUGAGAAGGGAAAUAUGUUGGUCCAUAUCGUAGCCGACAACUCUUCUAACCUUUCUAGUCAGCAUCAUCGCCACUCGACAUCGGAAAUCACGUUUUAUAACGAGGAGUCCGGAGACAUUGUGAGCUGGCUGACACGGAGUACCGCAGCCUCAGGUGGGAGAUGCAUCAUCGCUUCAGGGUAUGCGGUAUACAAUAUCCUGAAUCGACACCACCCCGCAUCUAUCCGCCAGCUUUCUCAGCCUAAGUGGGUUUUUGCAAAAAUCAUGCUCAACUUCGGCCGAGUCCCUCUAAUUGGUAAUGCGAUCCAUCCGCGCCCGGCUCAUCUACCGCGAAUUUCCAUGAAACAGCUUAAAGCGCUGGAAGACAUUGAACGCGCAGCUAGAAAAGUCCAGUUGGAGAUUGAGACGAAACCAGGUGAUAUUCACUUCAUCAAUAAUCUCUUCAUACUGCACAAACGUGAUAGCUUCAAGAAUGGUGACGGGGUUGGCGAGAAGAGGCAAUUGGUUCGGAUGAGGCUUCGGGAUGAUGAGCUGGGCUGGAAUCUACCGGAGAGUCUGAGAAAGGAGUGGACAGAUGCGUUUGGUGCAGGUUUAGAUAAGCUUUGGCAUGUUGAUCCUAUGCCGGAAGGUUACUUUCCUUUGAGAUCGUAUCCGAAUUAG
This is a messenger RNA of Fusarium oxysporum Fo47, 990 nucleotides long. RefSeq lists its product as uncharacterized. The coding region runs from base 1 to 990 and encodes 329 amino acids. The transcript is spliced from 6 exons. NCBI's taxonomy places the organism in Eukaryota, Fungi, Ascomycota, Sordariomycetes, Hypocreales, Nectriaceae. Gene Ontology annotation, molecular function: oxidoreductase activity. The record is from RefSeq and is a predicted model, not a curated record.